AGCAAGUUUGGCUCAAGCCAUCCUCUCCGGGGCGCGCGCGUCGGCAUGUCCUUUCUCCGCUGGUGGGCUACGUGACCAGCGGAUGCGCUCCAAGAAGAACAGGUACAACUGCUUCGCGGCCCGUGUCCGGCUGGUGGAGAAAGGCACGUACACCAACCUCGACUCUAGCCUGUAUGCGUCAGCUCUUCGCCGUCACGCGUUCCACUGCGAUUUGCUCGAGCACAAUGUGCGCUUCCCGUCGCAGGCUCUGUCGCUUACCCGGCCUCUUGUGGGCCAACGGAUCUGCAAACGUGAUUGUCGCCUUUUUCGUGCUGCGGCCGCUGAGCGUCAUAAUGUCUUUCGCCAUCCUGCUGGGACCAAGCGUUGGGUUCCGGUUGUGCCGUCGUGUGCGCUGUCAUAUUCUGCGAACUGUGGUCUGAGAUCUGAGACGUGAUGCCCCUGUGUUUGUUCCUGGUGUUGUGGGCAGCUGGGCUUCUAUGUCUCUGCCUCUUCGUAUUCCUGGCGACGGCUUGUUAGAUGAAGAUUUUGUCUCUUUGGGGUUCUGCUGGCUUCAACACCAGCUUGAUCAACUCUGGUCGUAUGCUGCUCAGUGGCUUGCUUCUUUGGGCGAGUGCGCGGAAUCUUGCUUCGAGGCGCGCAAGGGCUACGUGCUCAUGCAGGUCGUCGAGCAAAUGACCGAGCGCCAGCUUCCGAAGCUCAGCGACUUGGAAAUCAUUGUUUCGACUAUGCUUGGAAAUCGUGAUUUCAAUCAGCGGCUGGACAGCUUGUUGGCUGAAGUCAAUGACAGGAUCGCAGUCUUUCGUAGCACGGUGCUUGACAAUGUUCGGCGCGAGUUCUCGGACGCGCUCGCGCAGCUCAAGGGGCGGAUCAGCCAGCUACCGCAGCUUGCCGAGUUUCAGUCACAGGUGGAGCGCCUGAUUGCUGCACUGCCCGCGCACCAGAAGGAUGUCGAGACCCGCGUGGGCAGUAUUUUUCGAGAUGGUGCCGCGGCGCAGCAGGCUUUCUUGGAGGAGGCUGUGCUCAGGGUGCAACGGUGCGUUGUGGAUCCUUCCCUUGCUACGGUUGAGAAGUGGGCGGCCCUGCCGCUGUCCACCUUGUGGGGCGACUGCCGGAUGCUCAUCGACAAGCACGCAGCGUCAGCCAACAAUUUCGUUUCCUCGACUCGCGAGGGCGUUGUGAUGGAAGUGCACGUGUUACUGGAGAAUGUGUCUACCGACAUUAUUGCGCUGAGGGGCUCGGCGACUUUCGUGCAGAAAUGCAAGGCUGAGUUCUCGCAGUCUGCCAUGCUGCGGGACGCGGUCCAGGACCCUUCCACGAAGGUGUCCAUCCACGAGGUCGCCAUCCAGAAGCUCACGGCGCUUAUCGGCGAAGUGGCCGCCCACUCCCCGUCGACCGUCGUCGACGCGGCUUCGAGCGAAUUCAACCUGUUCCUUGACUCCGUCGCGCUGGCCUCCCAGGUGCGCCAAGUGUUGGGGCAGAUUCACCCCGGCGCCCCUGUUCUCCCUCCUAGAGCUAAACACGUUGAACAAAAACGCUACAACACCAGUCUGACGCCGGCCCGAAGCAGGCCCGGAGGCCCCAUGCCCCAGCAGGGGCAAUCGACCAUCGGGGCCGCCAGAUUGCACGCCAGACUGCACGCCAGGAGAAGGAAUUGAGGACCUCCCAGAUGGCAACGUUCACCAUGCAACCAACUGAUCUGACAAGGCUGACAAACGUAGCUGGCACAACAAUCAUAUUUUGUGUUUCAGCAUGUCUAGUUUUGCUGCUGGGGCUUAAAAGCGCUAGACAAAUUGAUUUCCAACCCGACGAGAUAAAGCCGAUAAAAAUAAACGCCUUGGGCAUAUUGUAGGGGCCUUCGGCCAGUGCCGCCGAUCCGGGUCGCUUGGGG
This is a messenger RNA of Prorocentrum cordatum, 1888 nucleotides long. Lineage: Eukaryota; Dinophyceae; Prorocentrales; Prorocentraceae. The record is from the annotation of a GenBank genome assembly.